AUGCCUCCUCUUCUAUGCUUCAAGACACUUUUGACCAACAAUUUUGGUCAUCUUCAUCUUUAUGGUCGCCACACUGUGGUGUUGUAUGCCUCUCCCCCCAUAUUAUUCUCACAGACCCUUUAUUUAGUCCUUGCGGCAGGUGAUUUUAACCAUGCCAUUCACUCUAACUACGCUUUCGGACGUCGUGUCCCACUAGCAUGGCUCCAGUUUCUGAACAACCAUAUGGUUGACUGUGUCACUUCUCCUGGCCAGAACCCACAACCCACCUUCCAUCGCGCCUUGUCUUCCACUACAAUCGACUAUAUUCUUGCCUCUCCUGAUCUUCACUCUCGCACUACUGACUCCCAGCAGUACCAGCUCUCUAAUAUCUAA
Phycomyces blakesleeanus NRRL 1555(-) is the source of this 372-nucleotide messenger RNA. RefSeq lists its product as hypothetical. The record is from RefSeq and is a predicted model, not a curated record. Bases 1 to 372 code for a protein of 123 amino acids. The transcript is spliced from 3 exons. NCBI's taxonomy places the organism in Eukaryota, Fungi, Mucoromycota, Mucoromycetes, Mucorales, Phycomycetaceae.